This is a messenger RNA of Fusarium vanettenii 77-13-4, 1718 nucleotides long. RefSeq lists its product as uncharacterized. The record is from RefSeq and is a predicted model, not a curated record. Bases 1 to 1362 code for a protein of 453 amino acids. Gene Ontology annotation, molecular function: L-rhamnonate dehydratase activity; magnesium ion binding. Gene Ontology annotation, biological process: carbohydrate catabolic process. Lineage: Eukaryota; Fungi; Ascomycota; Sordariomycetes; Hypocreales; Nectriaceae. The transcript has 3 exons.
AUGGCUACUGCUAGAGAUUUCCCCAAGAUCAAGGCCAUAAGGUCAUUCAUCAUUGGUGGUGUUGGAUCAGGUGGUGACUAUCACAACGUCAAGGGCGGUCACUGGCUCAUUGACAGCGAUAUCUCAACACCUUGCUCGAGAUGGGAGCAGUACAAGAAGUCUCGAACCAGCUGGGGCAUCAACGUGCUUGGCUCGUUCCUGGUUGAGAUUGAGGCUACGGAUGGCACUGUUGGCUUUGCUACUGGCUUUGGAGGUCCCCCUGCUUGCUGGCUCGUCCACCAACACUUCGAGCGUUUCCUCAUCGGUGCCGACCCCCGCAACACCAACCUUCUCUUCGAGCAGAUGUACCGUGCAUCCAUGUUCUAUGGCCGCAAGGGUCUGCCAAUCGCCGUCAUUUCCGUCAUCGACCUUGCCCUCUGGGAUCUUCUGGGCAAGGUGCGCAACGAGCCCGUCUACCGUCUCAUUGGUGGAGCUACAAAGGAGCGCCUCGACUUCUACUGCACCGGCCCCGAGCCCACAGCCGCCAAGGCCAUGGGAUUCUGGGGAGCCAAGGUCCCCCUGCCCUUCUGCCCCGAUGAUGGUCACGAGGGUCUGCGCAAGAACGUCGAGUUCCUCCGCAAGCACCGUGAGGCCGUCGGCCCCGACUUCCCCAUCAUGGUCGACUGCUACAUGAGUCUCAACGUCUCUUACACAAUCGAGAUCGUCAAGGCGACUCUGGAUCUCAACAUCAACUGGUGGGAGGAGUGCCUGUCUCCCGAUGACACUGACGGCUUCGCUCUGAUCAAGCGAGCUCACCCUCAGGUCAAGUUCACCACUGGUGAGCAUGAGUAUUCGCGAUUUGGUUUCCGCAAGCUCAUCGAGGACCGCAACCUGGACAUCAUCCAGCCCGAUGUCAUGUGGCUCGGUGGUCUGACUGAGCUCCUCAAGGUCGCCGCUCAUGCUGCCGCCUAUGACAUUCCCAUCGUUCCUCACGCCAGUGGCCCUUACAGCUACCACUUCCAGAUCUCUCAGCCCAACACCCCCUUCCAGGAGUACCUUGCCAACUCUCCUGAUGGCAAGAGCGUGCUGCCCGUGUUUGGUGAUCUCUUCAUCGAUGAGCCCAUCCCCACCAAGGGCUUCCUGACAACGGCGGACCUGGACAAGCCCGGUUUCGGUCUGACCCUCAACCCGGCUGCCCGAGCCAAGCUGAUUCCCAGCGACUACCUACUCAAGAUGCCCGCUGUCCCUACCCUGGCUCCCCCCAGCCCUCCCAACGAGAAGGAGGAGGAGAAGUCAGAGACCAAGGAAGAGUCCAAGCCCAACGGUGUUGUUGAGCAGCUUGCGGCCAAGGUCGAGGGCCUCACCACCUCAACGGCUGCUUAAAUGGCCGGAUCGCUAGAGGAUAUUAUACCUUGGUAUGGAUCCAGCAUACGCUUCUAGUACUCACCCAGGAUUUGUGGUCGCAGUCAAUGUUUCAAUGCGAUCGCAUGAUGAGGGUCCGGAUGGGGAAGAAAGACUUGGGUAUAAACCGUUGCAUACACAAAGUACAGUGUUUUGCCUGACCUGCAAAAGGGUUUCGAAUUAUCUAGGCAUGAGAUUUGCAUUGCAUUUUAUAGUUUUGGGAUGAUUUCAAAGAUACGAAGCAUUUCCAUAGAGUGAAUUGAAAAACACGUUAAAAAGAUGUGACUCUGUUUAACUAUAGUGAGAUGGAUAAUUAGAUGUAAAGUUAAGUUAAGAAA